This is a messenger RNA of Diachasmimorpha longicaudata, 1551 nucleotides long. Its product is annotated as trypsin I-P1-like. The coding region runs from base 377 to 1330 and encodes 317 amino acids. Gene Ontology annotation, molecular function: serine-type endopeptidase activity. Lineage: Eukaryota; Metazoa; Arthropoda; Insecta; Hymenoptera; Braconidae. Gene Ontology annotation, biological process: proteolysis. The record is from RefSeq and is a predicted model, not a curated record. The transcript has 6 exons.
UACCGAGACUCGUUCUACUGAAUUAUUCUGGAAUAAUUUAAAUCCCCAUUAACUCUGAUGGAAAAAUCUGGGGCAGCCAGCAGACGUUAGAAAUGAUUAAAAGAUUAUUAAUUUAAGCAAAUUAAUUCAAGGUUUUCGUUUAAAAAAUUACAGAGUCUUAAAAAUGAUUUAAUUCUACAAAAAAAAAUUAUAAAAAAUUCACAGAAUUUUCAAAAAUUCGAGUUCAUCUGGAAGUUUUUUUUGAAAGACUCAAUUUUUGAAUACUUUAUUUUGAGUUCUUCCUUCUGUGUAUCAAGACAAAAAUAAUGUUCCCGAAUAAAUGUUAAAAAGAAAAAAAAGACUAUCUGAAGUCGGCUGAGACCUCCAAAUUAGCAGAAUGAGUAUCAAAAUAACCCUCUUAUGCCUAUUUCUGGAAAUCUGUCAAUUGUGGUGCCUCACUAGUAGUGCAAGUCGACCAGUGGACUCACCAGCCUUUGACAGAGCCAACGAGGACAUUGGAACCAGAAUAAUUGGGGGUGAAGCAACGGAUAUCGAGACCUAUCCAUUCACAGUCUCCAUCCAGUGGCGUCACAAUGGACGUCAUCACUGUGGAGGCACCUACAUCGCGGAGAGAUUCGUCUUGACAGCCGCCCACUGCUUGGUCAGCAAUAGAGGCCAUUAUUGGAUUGCCAAGAGCCCCUGGAUGUUCACUGUCGUGGCUGGAUCAACGACCCUCUGGUACUCUCCCACCUGGCAAACAUCGAAUGUCGAUAAUCUUGUUGCUCAUCACUUGUUUAGCUUUCACUCGAUGGUGCACGACAUUGGAUUACUCAGGACGUCUAGUGCUUUCUACAUUAAUCGGUAUGUGACGUAUGCGCGAAUUCCGACUGUCGUGAACGAUGAUCUAUUCAAUGAUUAUUCUCAAAAAUGUGCAGUAGUCGGCUGGGGAAGGACGAGUGUAUCGACUCAAUUGUCGAGUGGAGUCCUCAGACAUGCCAGGAUCCCGUUGAUCGAUAACGAACAGUGCAGUCGUUUCUACUCGCACAGGCUGCACCCGGGUCAGAUAUGCGCGGGCAUGAAGGAGGGUGGCGUUGAUGCUUGUCAGGGCGACAGUGGAGGCCCCCUCGUUUGCAAUGGUACCCAGGUGGGCCUGGUAUCCUGGGGACAGGGCUGUGCUGUCGCCAACUCGCCCGGAGUCUAUUGCCGAUUGGAUUACUACUUUGACUGGAUCAACGAGACCAUGAGCACAAGCUCAUCAGAUUCGAUAAAGUUGCACCGUCGAAGGAUCCUUCAAAUUUUUUUUAUCACAUUUGUAAUACAUUUAUGUGACUUUAUGCUUUUGAAAAAGUAAUCAAUAAUACGAAUCUUCAGUUUCGUCUGGCAUUGUCUUUGACCUUAUCGUUAAUAUUGAAAUUUACGUUUCGAAACCGUUUAUCGAAAAUUAGUCUUCACUUGGAUUGAAUAAGUCUUUGCAUGAUUUAUAUUUUUUUUUGUUCUUGUGUUUCCACUUUAGAUGAAAAAACAUUUUUACGGGUGGGUAUUCUCAAAGUUUGGGGUAUGAUGUGAGUGCUC